AUUUUUACUCAUUUUAAGUAGAGCACCACAAUAUUUAUGGAAAAUUGUUCAUCAUACUUUGGCUAAUGGUUCUGAGGUUAUUGAACCAGGUUUAUAUGUGUGAAUCAUGGAUUCAUGCGAGACCAAAACCUAGCUGGGAGAUGAGGAUCAGCUCCGCGGGUCAUACCUGGCCAGAAGAUGAAAACGUGGAUAUUAGACAAGCCCCAUCACGGAUCACUUGUUUUUUUUAUGUUUUUUACAAUGAUUAGAGGUUAGGAAAGUUAGAAUUAUUAAUAAGAGGUAUUGAAGUUGGAUAAUGGUACAAUCCACUGGCUGUCUUUUGGACAGUAAUGGCUACAAUCACAGCAGGAAAAUGUGUGAAGGAUAAAAUGCGUGAAGGGAUGAGAAUUGAACCGCACGUCCAAAUAAAAUGCCUUUUAACAAUGGUUAUGGUCGCUUGGGCCACACGGCUUCUUAUCACGGAUCACUUGUUGGUUGCGUGUGAUUAAUCAAAACUACAGUGCCUUCUGAGCGGGUAGGACACAUACACAUGAGGCAACUGACAACAUAAAUGCCUCAGAAGUACUUUUUAUUUGUUACUUUUUAUUUCAUGGGUUUUUUUUAUUAUUAUUGAGGAUUAAAGCUAGUCCCUCUACUUUUAAUUUUUGUUUAUUGUCCUUCUUAUACUUGCAAAUCGUUCAUAGGUCUUGCUCUACUCUUCCAAACAUAUUAUUGCCGCAGUGCCUUCUGAGCAGGUAGGACACAUACACAUGAGGCAACUGACAACAUUAAUGCCUCAGAAGUACUUUUUAUUUGUUACUUUUUAUUUCAUGGGUUUUUUUUAUUAUUAUUGAGGAUUAAAGCUAGUCCCUCUACUUUUAAUUUUUGUUUAUUGUCCUUCUUAUACUUGCAAAUCGUUCAAAGGU
Messenger RNA from Rubroshorea leprosula, 905 nucleotides. Lineage: Eukaryota; Viridiplantae; Streptophyta; Magnoliopsida; Malvales; Dipterocarpaceae. The record is from the annotation of a GenBank genome assembly.